This is a messenger RNA of Uloborus diversus, 2057 nucleotides long. RefSeq names its product sodium-dependent dopamine transporter-like (gene DAT). The record is from RefSeq and is a predicted model, not a curated record. Gene Ontology annotation, biological process: dopamine uptake involved in synaptic transmission; sodium ion transmembrane transport. Gene Ontology annotation, molecular function: dopamine:sodium symporter activity. NCBI's taxonomy places the organism in Eukaryota, Metazoa, Arthropoda, Arachnida, Araneae, Uloboridae. Bases 177 to 1955 code for a protein of 592 amino acids. Gene Ontology annotation, cellular component: neuronal cell body membrane; neuron projection; presynaptic membrane. The transcript is spliced from 13 exons.
GAAGAUAAAAGUGUCGGAACUAGGCAAAUGGCUUUGUGACAUUCUCAACUGCAAAAAAGAAUUAUGCUAGAAAAUGGCUCUUCAUAAUUUGCGCAAGAAGCUAAUUGAAAAGACGACAAGGACAACGAACGCCUAAAGUCGUAACCAUAAUAAACUUUACCGUUUUUUUUCUCUGGAUGUCUGACAAAAGAAAGCCCAAAGACUCAAUCGUGGCAAUGCAAUCUGGUGCAGGCAAGCACGAUCAAGAGCGGGAAACUUGGGGCAAAAAAGCAGAUUUUUUGCUUUCUGUGAUAGGCUUCGCUGUUGAUUUAGCUAAUGUAUGGAGAUUUCCGUACUUGUGCUACAAAAAUGGAGGAGGUGCUUUUCUCAUUCCUUACUUAAUAAUGCUAGCAGUAGGUGGGAUUCCACUCUUCUUCAUGGAAUUAGCAUUAGGACAAUACAACAGGAAAGGUGCUAUCACGUGUUGGGGUCGUAUCGUGCCUCUACUCAAAGGUGUUGGAUACGCUGUUGUCUUAAUAGCGUUUUACGUGGAUUUCUAUUAUAAUAUCAUCAUAGCUUGGUCUCUAUACUUCUUUGUGGCCUCCUUCAACACUGUUUUGCCUUGGACAACAUGUGACAAUGCUUGGAACACCCCUUUCUGCAGAGAAUUAGACGACAAUUCGACAAUAGACAAUGUCACGGAAAAUGCCAGCAUUGAAGGUGCCUUGCUGGAACCUAGAACUUCACCAGCAGAGGAGUAUUUCAACCGUGCAGUUUUGGAACUACACGAAAGCUCUGGAAUCGAUGACUUAGGAAUCAUCAAGUGGGAUAUGGCGCUGUGUUUACUUGCCGUAUAUGUUAUUUGCUAUUUUAGCUUAUGGAAAGGCAUCAGUACAUCAGGGAAGGUGGUCUGGUUCACUGCCCUCUUUCCUUACGUCGUCCUUCUAGUGCUCUUAGUCCGGGGGUGUACGUUGCCAGGAGCAGCGGAAGGAAUAAAGUUCUAUUUGACUCCAGAUUUUUCUGCCCUCGCCAAUGCGAACGUAUGGGUGGAUGCAGCCACACAAGUCUUUUUCUCUUUAGGGCCUGGUUUUGGAGUUCUAUUGGCAUUUGCUAGCUACAAUAAAUUUCACAAUAAUGUCUAUAGGGAUGCUUUAUUGACGAGUGCAGUAAACAGUGCAACCAGUUUUCUUUCCGGAUUCGUGAUCUUCUCUGUACUCGGUUACAUGGCGCACAAAGCUCACGUGGAAGUCAAAGAUGUUGCUGCAGAAGGGCCCGGACUGGUGUUUAUUGUAUAUCCUGAAGCUCUAGCCACUAUGCCAGGAUCAUCUUUUUGGUCAGUGAUGUUUUUUCUGAUGCUGCUGACGCUUGGAUUAGACAGUUCGUUUGGAGGUUCCGAAGCUAUCAUCACAGCAUUGAGUGAUGAAUAUCCAACAAUAAGAAAUCACCGAGAGCUUUUUGUAGCUGCUCUCUUUUCUUUAUAUUUCCUUGUUGGUUUACCCAGCUGUACUCAGGGCGGUGCAUAUGUCGUUCAACUGUUGGACAGAUAUUCUGCUGGUUAUUCAAUUUUAUUUGCCGUAUUUUUUGAAGCAAUUGCAAUUUCUUGGAUCUAUGGAAUUAAACGAUUUUCAGCAGAUAUCAAGGAGAUGUUGGGAUUCGAUAUUGGUCGUUAUUGGAAAUUCUGUUGGCUUUUCAUCGCUCCUCUUUUUAUAAUGCUUAUUAUAGUCUACGGCCUGGUGAGCUACGAGCCUCUGACCUACGAGAACUACAAGUAUCCAGUGUGGGCUAACGUCUUCGGAAUGUUGCUGGCUGCGUCUUCAGUGCUGUGCAUUCCGUUGGUGGCGAUCUGGAAGCUCGUGAGAACUCCCGGGUCACUGGCACAGAGAUUCCACUUUCUAAUAACACCGUUCCGUGAUAGAAAUGCAGCUGGUGAUAAAAUCACGUGUCAUGAAAUAGAUGGAACACCAGUACCUCUUUGAUAACUGGAAGGCUUUUUUGUGAAAUAUGUUUUUCUAUUUGUAGAAAUACGAAAAUGUUGAAUUCUCUUCUAAAUGUGUUCAUUUCUUUUCAUUAAAAUCUUA